Aegilops tauschii subsp. strangulata is the source of this 975-nucleotide messenger RNA. RefSeq names its product mitochondrial metalloendopeptidase OMA1-like. Gene Ontology annotation, molecular function: metalloendopeptidase activity. Gene Ontology annotation, cellular component: membrane. The record is from RefSeq and is a predicted model, not a curated record. NCBI's taxonomy places the organism in Eukaryota, Viridiplantae, Streptophyta, Magnoliopsida, Poales, Poaceae.
AUGAACCGUUUGUGGUGCUCGCUCUCCCAGACGCUCCGCCGCUGCAGAGCUCCGGGCGCGCCGCUGCGCCUGCUUGACUGGUGGUGUUCUUCUGCCUCCCGCGUCACGCCCGCUCUACUCCGUCGUUGUCCGCCGUCGACUGUGUCGCGGCCGCUUCGUCGGCAGUACCGUUGGUACGACGACCCUCGGAAGGCCAUGACGGCGACGGCGAUCGGCUUGAGCGCCGCGGUCAUGGCCGCCUGCCAGGUCGUGCCCGGCACCAACCGCUCCCACCUGGUCGUCCUCUCCGCCCAGAAGGAGCGCGACCUUGGCGAGUCCCAUUUCGCCGAGUUGAAGCACAUCUACAGGCACAGGACGGUCGACCCACACCAUCCGGAUAGCGUCCGCCUCCGUCUCAUCGCCGACAGAAUCAUCCACGCGGCCAACCGCUGCCUCGGCAUCUACGACAGCCGUGACGCCCCCUUGCUCAGCGUCACCCGGAAAGGGAAGAAGAAGCCGUGGGCACGGCAGCCGCACACGAGGCACCUCCAUGGGCUCGACACCUGGGAGCUGGUCCUUGUCAGUGAUGGUAGGAUCGGAGCCACGUCCUCGCCCGGUGGCAGGAUUUUAGUCUUCACCGGCCUGCUCGACUUGCUUAAGACCGACGGCGAGAUCGCCUUCUGCAUUGCACACGAGGUGAGGUUCCUACCGCAGGGUUUCAGGGCUGAGAUAGAAGCAGAUCGGAUUGGAAUCUUGCUGCUCGCUGCUGCUGGUUUUCAUCCAGACCAUGCCCUUGCAUUCGCUAAGAAGGCAGCUACAGUUGUACCAAAGUAUUCUGUACUGAAACAGAUGCUAGAAAUUACUCAUCCCCACCCUGAAGACAGACUGGCGCGUUUAUCAGAGGCUAAGACCAUGGAGGAAGCGCUUGAACUGUACAGAGAAGCUACUGCCAGGGAUAAAGUAACUGAAAAAUAUUUCAGUAACCCAACCAUGUAA